ACGAAGAUUUGUUGGAGGAGGAAAUGCCCACGACAUUCCCUGAGUACGAGAACGUGGCUCGGAACAAACCAACCAACCAGUCAUCCACCGCUCACGGUGGCGAGUCUAAGAGGGCUGUAGAUGGUUACAUGGCCGAGGGGGCUGUUAGCUGGAACGGACAAUCUUGUACUCACACCAACAGAGCUGCCUUGGAGUACUGGGAAGUGGAUCUAGAGCACGAGUACCACAUUGAUUACAUCAAGAUCCUGGGAAGAAGUGACUGUUGUCGUGAGAGGAUGGGAGGUGCCGUGAUUAAAAUGGACGGAAAAACAGUUGCUGGUCUGAGUUACUACACAAAUCAGUUGGAAUGGACCGUCCCAAUGAACUAUGCUAAGGGGCGCAGGCUAACUGUCACUCAAACAAGCCAAAUUCUUACUAUUUGCGAGUUUGCUGUCUAUGUUGAUCACAAUUACGACCCAACCACGGACACUGAAAACCAGUUGGAUCUAACAGAAGAAAACCUGGCUCUGAAGAAAGUUGCCACCUCCUCCAGCGUCAUGCUAGGAGGUGAGGCUGGUAACGGGGUGGACGGAGACAGCGAGGGCAACUACUACAAAGGUUCGUGUGUAUCAACGGGAGUUCAGCAAGGUGAGAGCUGGUGGAUGGUGGAUCUAGUGGACUCUCACAGUGUGGGACACGUAAUAGUUUACCCCAGACUCGACACUAAUCUUGCUGCUAAUCUUGACGGCGCAGUGGUUUCAGUUGGGGAGCAUGUUUGCGGUACCAUCACGUUCGUGGAGAACAGGCAGUGGUACAGAUUAGACUGUAAGGGACAAGCUGGUUCCAGUGUGAGCGUGAAGAAAGAAACUGGGCACCUACAGUUUUGCGAGGUUAUCGUUCAAGCAGCCGAAGAUUAAUAGAGUGUAAGGAAAACGUGUUUUGUCGGACUUUUGAGUGUUGAAGUCAUGACAUGAAGGUGACCUCAGAAAUGUUUGUUUAUCAUUUAAUGAUAGUGUUCAAAUUUGUAAAUUAUGGAUAAUUCUUCUGCCUGAUCCGUAUAAACUAUAAUAAUAAUGUUAGUUGAAUUUUCAGUUUAAAGUUUAUCAGUAAAAUUCUUAAUAUCAUAUCGUAGAUUUUGAAUAUGAUC
Molecule: messenger RNA, 1126 nt
Organism: Bolinopsis microptera
Lineage: Eukaryota; Metazoa; Ctenophora; Tentaculata; Lobata; Bolinopsidae
Product: pentraxin fusion protein-like
Exons: 6
Coding region: 24-896 (290 amino acids)
Source: RefSeq, a predicted model, not a curated record